Molecule: messenger RNA, 2513 nt
Organism: Schistosoma rodhaini
Lineage: Eukaryota; Metazoa; Platyhelminthes; Trematoda; Strigeidida; Schistosomatidae
Source: the annotation of a GenBank genome assembly
UAUUGGUGAUCCACUGCUACUAGCUAUGGAAGCCCGUUAGGCGAAAACUUCAAUUCCGUCCAAAACCAUUUGAAUCAUUUAAUGAAUGUAACAUUGAAUGUAGGCGCCCAGUACACAACAAUUUCUUAGUGUAUCAACUUGCUUAUAUUUGCGGUUGGUUUUUUGUUCCCCUCCAUACUAAGGCUCGUGGAAAUCUUUUUACUCCAGAUAUUUUGCUUUCUCGAUGGGUCAAAAGCAAUCCAGUCAAGAAGGAAAUAAGAAGGAUGAUAAGACUAAACGAAGAGAAUUCGACCCACCAGUACCUACCAGAAUGGGUAAACACAAACGAUCUAAAGGGCCGGAUAGUGCCAACAAACUACCUCAAGUCACACCUCAUACACGUUGUAAACUUCGAUUAUUAAAAAUGGAGAGAAUCAAGGAUUUUCUACUUAUGGAAGAAGAGUUUAUCAAAAAUCAGGAGCGUCUUAAAACGGAUGAAGAGCGUCAUGAGGAGGAACGAUCAAAAGUUGAUGAUUUGCGUGGCACUCCAAUGUCCGUGGGGACCUUGGAAGAAAUUAUCGACGACAAUCACGUUGUGGUAUCCACCUCCGUUGGUAGCGAGCACUAUGUCAGCAUUCUUUCCUUCGUAGACAAGGGUAUGCUUGAACCUGGGUGUUCUGUCUUGUUAAACCACAAAGUUCAUGCUGUUGUUGGUGUCCUGACAGACGAAACCGAUCCUAUGGUUACAGUUAUGAAGUUAGAAAAGGCUCCACAGGAAACAUACGCUGAUAUUGGUGGACUCGAUGUACAAAUUCAGGAGAUUAAGGAAUCAGUUGAACUACCUUUAACUCACCCAGAGCUUUAUGAGGAAAUGGGUAUUAAACCCCCCAAAGGCGUAAUUUUGUAUGGUGCACCGGGGACAGGCAAAACAUUACUAGCUAAGGCUGUUGCUAACCAAACAUCAGCUACCUUCCUUCGGGUUGUCGGGUCAGAAUUAAUCCAAAAGUAUUUGGGUGAUGGUCCAAAAUUGGUUCGUGAGCUGUUCCGGUUGGCAGAGGAAAAUGCGCCUAGUAUUGUAUUUAUUGACGAGAUCGAUGCGGUGGGGACGAAAAGGUAUGAAUCGAAUUCAGGUGGUGAACGCGAAAUACAGAGGACAAUGUUAGAAUUACUUAAUCAACUGGAUGGUUUUGAUUCCCGUGGAGAUGUGAAAGUUAUUAUGGCCACUAACAGAAUUGAAACGUUGGACCCUGCGCUAAUCAGACCUGGUCGAAUCGAUCGUAAAAUCGAAUUUCCCCUACCUGAUGAAAAAACAAAACGUCGUAUUUUCAGUAUUCAUACAAGUCGCAUGACUUUAGCUGAGGAUGUAAAUUUGGAGGAAUAUGUUACUUCUAAAGAUGAACUUUCAGGUGCUGACAUCAAGGCUAUUUGUACUGAGGCUGGGUUAUUAGCUCUACGAGAAAGAAGGAUGAAAGUCACUGAUGAAGAUUUCAAAAAGGCGAGAGAGAAUGUACUUUAUAGAAAAAGUGAAGGGACACCUGAAGGACUUUAUCUAUAACUUGACUCACUUCUGCACUCUGUAAAAUAUCUGUACGCAAAAAUGUUUUACCUACUGGUAUCUUGCUUAUUUCACAGUAUAUCUUCUUACUAAAUUAUUUUAAUCCGCCUGUUCAAAUAUUUUCUGAGCGGCCUUGUAUUCAUUAUCGGAUCCAUAUUCCUGUAAAACUAAUGUUUCCAAUUUUGUUAACUACAACCCGUUUACUUUUACUCAGAGGACUGAUGAAAGUUGUCGUUUUAUACCGAAUGCUCGCAUUUCUUAUGUAUCAUAACAUUUAGCCGCAUAUUAGUGUUACUAUAUCACUCAUACAAACCUUUGAUACUGCUUAAUCAGAGAUUUUAGCUUGGAACUAUUUGGUAUCCAUUUGAUUAGCUGUAAUGGUAAGAGACGACAGUUAAAUUGGUGCACACUUUGCAAGGUUCGAAGGUGAAUGAAUUAAAUACAAAAUAUAUAGUUGUCUCGAAACCACGAACGAUUGGUCUUCAGUUGGACACAUUAAAUAGGUUAGAAUUAAGGAAUUGAAGUAGCUAGAGCAACCGAUCUUCAACUACCAGGUUGUGGGUUUGAACCUAGACCUACCAACACCGAUUCGAGAAUACUAGUAUCGUAUGCACUCACAUUAAAUGCGUCUUAAUUCCGAGCAUAUUAGUCUGUCUAGUUACUCAACUGAAUCACGCCCCACCUUUAAACCGAACAUUAUACUCGUCUUGAUUUGUUCUUCUAAGAUUCGAUAGCAAAAUGCAACGAUUAACUGUUAAAAGCGUCAAAUAAUGUCGCAUAAUUAUAGCGUUUACGGUUUCGUUGCACUGAAGUAGGGUUCUGCUAGAAAGACAACUGCCUAGUUUCACGGAAGUUGUUAGUCGAGUAUAUACGGGUUUUCAGUAUAAAUAACCUGGUUUUCUAAAACCACACGACACGUCCUAUCACAAUGCCAAAAAUUUACUCUCCUCCUAGGUUGCUUAGUGAACUGGAGUUUGUU